Messenger RNA from Mesorhabditis spiculigera, 222 nucleotides. The record is from the annotation of a GenBank genome assembly. NCBI's taxonomy places the organism in Eukaryota, Metazoa, Nematoda, Chromadorea, Rhabditida, Rhabditidae.
AUGUCAACGCUCACCCGGUGUUUUGUUUAUUUUGCGCUUCUGGCGAUUGUAAUUGUUGCUGUUGAAGCCAGCACCUUAGGCGACGAAUGGAGAACGGCGAGACACGCGAAAACGAAAGAAAUCGAUGACAAGCUGAGCGCCUACAUCAAGCUACUUGCCCCGAAUGUUGUGGAUCGUGUCGCGCCGAAGCCAGUCCCGGGCAAAUUCUUCCGAUUCCUUCGU